Molecule: messenger RNA, 2762 nt
Organism: Salarias fasciatus (jewelled blenny)
Lineage: Eukaryota; Metazoa; Chordata; Actinopteri; Blenniiformes; Blenniidae
Gene: znf143b
Product: zinc finger protein 143b
Exons: 15
Coding region: 599-2482 (627 amino acids)
Biological process (GO): regulation of transcription by RNA polymerase II
Molecular function (GO): DNA-binding transcription factor activity, RNA polymerase II-specific; RNA polymerase II cis-regulatory region sequence-specific DNA binding
Source: RefSeq, a predicted model, not a curated record
ACAGCCAUCUCUGCAGGCGGAGGGAGUGACAGGCUGCGGCGGGGACUCAGUUCAGGGGUGGAAAAUGCUUCUGUAUAAUGUAAUAAAGAUGACAUGCAUCGAGCCAAAACGUUCAAGUUAACAUUAAUUAGCUCGCGGAUUCCUCGCGCUUGUUGCUGAACUGCGUCGCUGCUGAUUUAAGCCGAGAGAUAGCUGGAAAUGGUUUACUAGCCGUCCAGCCGCCACAUAGACACAGACCCAGACUCUGUACAUCAAGCCCAACAUCAGAACCAUAACCCGACAGCCUCGCAGAAGCAGUUUGAUCAUGACCGAUAAAAAGUCGUGACUAGAUCGGCUGUCAUAGUUAGCUGUUAGCAUGGUGGCUAGUUAGCUUCACUCAGCUGUGUGUUUGGUCCGUCAUCCUGUCAUUCUGCUAACAGAACAGCAUUAACUUUCGCAUUCAGUGCUCUCAUGCCAUCGAGGUGAAAUAACGCUGAAAUAAGUGGCCAGUCAUAGCUGCGCUACCUCACAGCUAGCCCGAUGCUACAUUCAAAACAACAAGCGCCAAAACAGCAGAGAUGACAGGAGAUGAUCAACACAGCAAACCGGCAGCUGAAGCAUGCUCUUGGCUCAGAUAAACCGGGACUCCCAGGGAAUGGCUGAGUUUCAUGAUGCAGAUGGGCAGCCGGUCACUCUGUGUCUGACAGAGGCUGUGACGGUGGCAGAUGGUGAUCAGAUGGAGAGCAUGGACACAGUCAGCCUGCAGGCUGUGACUCUGGCAGAUGGAUCCACCGCGUACAUCCAGCACGACUCCAAGGCUGCCUUUUCAGACGGUCAGAUCAUGGAUGGCCAGGUGAUCCAGCUGGAGGACGGCUCUGCGGCCUACGUACAACAUGUAUCUAUGCCGAAAUCAGGUGAGGACAGUUUGCAGCUUGAGGACGGGCAGGCAGUCCAGCUGGAGGAUGGAACCACCGCCUAUAUUCACACACCCAAAGAUACAUAUGACCAGAGCGGCCUGCAGGAGGUGCAGCUGGAGGACGGCAGCACGGCCUACAUCCAGCACACAGUCCACAUGCCCCAGUCCAACACCAUCCUGGCCAUCCAGGCCGGCGGAACCAUCGCAGACCUGCAGGCGGAGGCCACGGCCAUCGACCCGGAGACCAUCAGCGUGCUGGAGCAGUACACCACCAAGGUGGAGAAUAUCGAGAACCCUUUGGGGUCCUUUGGUCGAGUAGAAGCUGACAAUGGUGUCCAUAUGAGGAUUGUGUUACAAGGUCAAGACAACAGGCCACCCAGGGUCUCAAACGUAGGAGAAAAGUCUUUCCGCUGUGAAUAUGAAGGCUGUGGAAAGCUCUACACCACUGCUCACCACCUCAAGGUACAUGAACGCUCUCACACUGGAGACAAACCGUAUGUGUGUGACUAUCCUGGCUGUGGAAAGAAGUUUGCAACAGGCUAUGGGUUGAAAAGCCACUCGCGCACACACACGGGGGAGAAGCCAUACAGAUGUCAGGAGCUCAACUGCUGCAAAUCCUUCAAAACAUCCGGAGACCUUCAAAAGCACACGAGGACUCACACAGGAGAAAAGCCGUUCAAAUGUCCGGUGGAAGGCUGCGGAAGGUCGUUUACCACCUCUAACAUCCGCAAAGUUCACAUCCGAACACACACCGGGGAGCGGCCGUACUACUGCUCGGAGCCGAGCUGCGGCCGCUCAUUCGCCAGUGCCACAAACUACAAGAACCAUAUGAGGAUUCACACAGGAGAAAAGCCGUACGUGUGCACAGUGCCUGGCUGUGAAAAACGCUUCACAGAAUACUCGAGCCUUUACAAACACCACGUCGUCCACACACCAUGCAAACCUUACAACUGCAACCACUGCAGGAAAACCUACAAGCAGAUUUCCACGCUCGCCAUGCACAAGCGCACGGCCCACAACGACACCGAGCCCAUCGAGGAGGAGCAGGAGGCCUACUUUGAACCACCGACAGAUGCCAUCGACGACCCAAAUGUAAGCUACACGACGGCGGUGGUGGACGCCGAUGACUCCGGGUCGGAGCAGGUUCCUAUGGACAGCUCGGACAUGGUGGGUCAGCAGCACGUUGCCUUGGUAACACAGGAGGAUGGAACACAACAACAGGUCAGUAUUUCUGAGGCAGACUUACAAGCUAUGGGUGGCACCAUCACCAUGGUAACCCAGGAAGGCACAACCAUAACCAUCCCAGCCCACGAACUGGCAACGCAAGGGGCUCACUCGGUCACCAUGGUGACGACAGACGGCUCCGACGAACAGGUCGCCAUCAUGACGCCCGACAUGGCCUCGUUCCAGACGGUGGAGGAGGCCGGCUACAGCCAGGAGCAGGACGACAUUCAUCCCGUCACGCUACUGGCCACGUCGAACGGCACUCACAUUGCUGUGCAGUUGAGUGAUCAGCCUUCACUGGAGGAAGCCAUCAGAAUAGCAUCCAGAAUACAGCAAGGAGAGUCGCCGGGACUGGAUGAUUGACGGGCGAACUAUGGACAGAGUUUUAGACCAUUUGAAAUGGACUAUGUCAGUGGGAGGAAUUGUGAGUCUUCCUUGUUUCUUUUCCACAGAAGAACCUAGCUUUUACGUGUAUAUAGAAUUUUGAUAACUGGAGCUCUGCUAUGCUAUUUUGUUCCUCGACCAAAAAGAAGGGAGUGGGAUAAAAAAAAACGUGCUUUCUAAUGAUUAUUAUGCACAGUUCACAGUGCAGUGUACAUUUAAUGCUAUUUCUAAUAAAAAAAACUUAUGUGAGAUUGCUUGA